AUUUUUUUAAAAGAAAUGCAAAGUAGAAUGGCCAAGAGACUACAAAAAGAUUUAGAGUAGAUGCAAAAGUCUUACACUGAUCAAUUUAAUGUGAGAAUGCCAAAUAAUGAUAUUAAACAUUGGAUUGUAGCAUUUGAAGGUGCAAAAGGAACAUUAUAUUAAGGAGAGAAAUUCGAGUAAUAUAUUUAAAUAAAUUAGAUUGCAAUUCAAGUUUUCAAAUGAAUAUGUAGAUAUACUUAUACUUAAUUAGCUCUUUUUCUUUGAAAUUAGCCAAUCGAAUCUCCUGAAGUAAUAUUAUUCUUAUAAUUUAGGUAAUCUUUAUUGGCAAACCACCUGAGCAUGAACAUAUAUAUUCCAAUGGAUUUAUUUGCUUAUCAAUUUUAUUUGAUGGUAAUUCUUAUGAAUAAUAAUUUUUAGAAUGGUCAGCAGCACUUACUGUGAGUUCUAUUUGCUU
Molecule: messenger RNA, 454 nt
Organism: Paramecium primaurelia
Lineage: Eukaryota; Ciliophora; Oligohymenophorea; Peniculida; Parameciidae
Source: the annotation of a GenBank genome assembly